AAAGGGGAGAAACAAGAAGACGGGCGCACGAAGAGGAAGAAGGGGAGCAGCAAAACGACCAUGGCAGUAUCCACAACGCCUCAGCCUGAGAUAGUGUCCGAUCACAGCGCACCUCUACCGCCGUCGACCACUGCACGGAGCAUGCAGCCGCACGGCAGAACGCAGUCCAGAUGAAUGGGGAGCCGUACCUGGGCCGCGGACAAAAUGAGGGUCAUCUUCAUCCAAAACGCCGGUUUCGUCGCAGCUUUCUCGCCUUUUAGAUGUGAGUCGGUGAUGUUGGCAGCGUUUAGGACGACAGAUCAGGUGAACGAGCCAGAAUUAACCACAGCCAGAUCAUGCCAGUCAACUGAGGAGUGAGGAGCCCAGACCAAUUUAUUUUAGUCCUGUAUUUGUUUGUUCUUUUAUUGGGAAAGAGCUUGCACAUAUAUUAUAGCCAAUAUAUCAUCUUUAAAUCGGAGGUGUGUUCAGCUUUGGGCGAGCUGCCUGCUGUCCACAUCUGAAUACAUAUUUUAUUACAAAAUUGGCACUAGAAUUAAUUGUUAUCCAGCGAUAUUGGACUAUGUAUCAGGUAAUUAUAGACCGAUAAUGUCCUUAUAGACUUUUUGCGCUUAAUUCGUAGUAGAUUGAUUAUAUAGCGAUAAUAACAUGAAUAGGUAGGAGGAGGAAUCUCUGUCCGCUUUGAUCAAAGCCAAUUGAUCAAUCAAGACAAUCUGGAAAUGUUAGUUUCCACAUGUAAUAAUAUGACUAGUAGGCUACGCGUUAUUCCUUGUAAUUUAUUUAUUUAUUAUUACAAUUAUUAGACCUAUAAGUAUUAUAUUAUCAAUUUGUUUUAGGUAGGUAGUUUGAAAUAUUUAACAGUGGGAAGGUUGUGUGAACACUUCCCUAGCGAGAUGGAAACCGCGUAUUUAUCGCCCCGCCGGGGGGGAGCCCGUCCCGAGGUCCAGAAAGGCCAAACCUCUGCGGUCAAACCGGCGGGGGGUGACCUCUCCCCUCCGCCGCCAGCUCCACCGCUGCUUGCCGGCAACUCGCCCGAAGAGACCCCGGCAGGCAGCGAUGGGCGGAGGAACUCCGGCGUGAAGAAGCACCACCACAAGCACAACCUGAAACACCGCUACGAGCUGCUGGAGACGCUGGGAAGGGGCACCUACGGCAAAGUGAAGAAGGCCAUUGAGCGGCACUCCGGCAGAGAGGUGGCUAUCAAGUCAAUUCGGAAGGAGAAGAUCAAGGAUGAGCAGGACAUGGUUCACAUCCGCCGAGAGAUUGAGAUCAUGUCAUCCCUCCGCCACCCACACAUCAUUUCUAUAUAUGAAGUGUUUGAGAACAAGGAUAAGAUCGUGAUCGUGAUGGAGUACGCCAGCAAGGGCGAGCUGUAUGACUACAUCAGCGAGCGGAGGCGCCUGAGCGAGCGGGAGACGCGACACUUCUUCAGACAGAUAGUCUCCGCCGUGCACCACUGCCACAAGAAUGGAGUGGUUCACAGGGAUCUGAAACUGGAAAAUGUGCUACUGGAUGAAAACUGUAAUAUUAAGAUUGCUGACUUCGGGCUGUCCAACCUCUACCAUAAAGACAAGUUGCUGCAAACCUUCUGUGGCAGCCCGCUCUACGCUUCACCAGAGAUCGUCAAUGGGAGACCCUACCGUGGCCCAGAGGUGGACAGCUGGGCUCUGGGGGUGCUGCUGUAUACCCUGGUCUACGGGACCAUGCCGUUUGAUGGGGGAGACCACAAGAACCUCAUUCGCCAGAUUAGCAACGGCGAGUACAAAGAGCCUACCCAGUCCUCAGAUGCCCGUGGACUGAUCCGCUGGAUGCUGAUGGUGAACCCUGAGCGCCGGGCCACAGUGGAGGACAUAGCCAACCACUGGUGGGUAAACUGGGGCUGGAAGAACAGUGUGUGUGACUGCGAGACUCAACGCGACCAUGGAGGCUCGCCCAUGCUGGCCCGCUUCAUCGACUGGCAGAACCGCACUGAGCCACGUGGUUCUGCAGCCAAAGCUGCAGCCAUGCCCCAGCUGCUGCGCCAGAGGCCCAAGAAGUCCAAGAAGGAAAACGUCGAGGCAGGGCAGACCCACUGCGGAGCAGAGGACAAGCCGGGUCUGAAGAGACCCAAGGGGAUCCUGAAGACCAGGGUGACUGAGGAGCAGCAGUCUGCCAGUCUGGAAGAGGUGGAGUUGAGCCAGGCAGCGCUGCCUCAACAAGCCGACGCGGGAGAAGAAGCCUCGAGCCCAGAACGAGAGGAAGAGGAGCCGACUCUGGGAGGAGGCUCGCCAGCUAAGAUGGUGCCCUCUCUGCCCAAGAAAGGCAUCCUGAAGAACAACCAACAGCGGGAAUCAGGGUACUACUCCUCUCCAGAGCGCAGCGAGUCCUCUGAGCUUUUAGGGGGUGCCAGUAUGUCUCUACUUGCCACCUCCCCGCCUAAGAGAGUGAUGGGGAGAAAGGGCAUCUUAAAGCGAAACGGCAAGUACUCCACCUACAGCGGGCCUCCCUCAGCCGCAGCAGUGGCUGGAGUCCUCGGUGAGCCUCCUCCCUCGACCGACUCAGGCCUGUCUCGCAGUCAGAGUCGGCCCUCCAGCAUAGUCGGGGAGGACAGCUCCGUCCUGUCCCUGUCGCCCAGCUCCCUCAGUGGGGCUGAGUGGCAUCCCUCCACCCCCCACCUCCGCCCGAACAUCAGGGCCUGCGUCUCGGCCGAAAACCUGCUGCAGCUCGCCAACUUCAAGGGCUUCCAGCCAGCCCCGCCUCACCAGGGACCAAAGUUCAGCCGCGGCCCCAAAACGAAGGGCUCCCCGGGGGACAAUGGCAGCUUCUCCUUGCUGGGGGACCUGGAGGACAUGACUCAGGUGUACCAGCAAGCCCUGGACAUCAGCAGCAACCUCACCUAACAGACGGGUGGCAGAGAGAGAAUAAGCAGAGGGAGUUGAACAUGACUGUGUGUGUGUGUGUGUGUGUUCAUGUGUGCGUGUGUGUAUGUGCACAGAUGUCUGCGGGUGGCAUUAACGACCAGUGUGUUGCUGGGAUACACCUUUUUGGGAAGUUGUGGUUUUCCAAAAGGAGGAUGAAAUCUUGAUGGAAAUGAUACGUCUACGCACACACACACACACACACACUCACACACAUACAGAUGCACACACUUAGGUGCACUUCUCUGGCCAGAGGUAAUUCAGUUAGGGUUUUGUUAACAAGAAAGAGAAGGAGCUGGCACGAGAGAAUGCCACCCAGUCUGCUUUCUUGGCCCGCCCAUAGACUUUGCUGUGUUCAACAUGUUUACAUAUUCAGCAAGAAGGCAAGUUAGAAUCACAAACGCAGCGACCAGAAACUGGUUGGCUCUCCUUGUACACCACCCAUUUUGAGUUUGAGUUUACAGAAGCACCUUAAAACUCACACAGAGCGCAUGCUUUUGUGACCUUUACUUCCUUUUAAAAAAAAAAUAGAAGAAACAAACCAGGGUCUUGUUCCAAAAAUAACUGACAUUGCUGAUUAUUUAUUAAUAUUUUCGUAGCUUUUAGCUUUAAGUGCUAAACUGGUGGGUGCUGGCUGUUACUGGAAGAGUUCAAAGCUCCUUGUCUCCAACCCUUUGUCUGGAACUGACAUAUAUAAUUAUGUUACUCAGUGAUGAGAAACAUAUAUAUACUCAGCAUAUAUAAGCAUGUCUGCGCUUGUAAAACACGCAGGCAACUAUACCUUCAUAAAAGCGUAUGUCCUAUAUAUGUGUAUGAUACUAGGGAAUAUGUAGGAAGUGCCUUUUUUGAUUCAUAAUAAAAAAUUAUGUAUGUCAUUUCCUUAAAGUGGAGGGAAAAGCCAGGCCAACCUGUCACCAGUUGUGCUUUUUUUUUUUGAUGUUUGUGAAUGUGGAGAGACCCAGGGCCUUCAGCACACAGCUGACCAGCUUUACUUGUUUUGGGGUUCAAAGGUCAGUCUCAGACAGUCGACAUGAAAAUGUCCCCCUCCCCCCCGUUCCUUCCACAAGUAGAGUCGCACACAGAUAAGACCUCCUCUGUGUUCUUUGUCAGUAUUCAAGACCACAGUCUGGUUUGUCAGCAGUUUAGGUGGCUUGGUUGAGCACAGAUUUGCUGGCAGCACCAGAGGUCUGGAGGGGCUCACCUAGUGGGACAUUUAGUGAAGGGAGAUGGCGCAGACACCAUCUCACAGUCCUGGAAUGUGCCUGGCUCCCUUAACCUUGGUUGUUCCACAUUUUCGGGGCUACCUGAUAAAACAGGCUGCUCGGUUUUUUGUUUGUUUUUUGCCAAAGACACGUUACCUUGCGCGGCAGCUGGAUUUGAUGAGGACGAACCAUCUGGAACGUCAUGUUAAGAGACACGCAAGGUUUCAAUCGUCAGACUGGUUAAUAUUUUACCCAGAGCUCUUCAAAAGAGCGAAGUAAGCCGGUUUGUUUUAGCCUGCUGAUGACACAGCACAUUCCUCAGACAAAGGCUGGAGACGUGUCGGUGCUAGAGAUCUCUAUCAGCCCCAGCCCGACUCAGCACAGGUGGGAUCUGCGGUCCGUGCUCAGCCCUCCAGCUGUGUAUACUAGUCCAUUGUGUCAACCAGGCACAAUUAGCCAGCUAUUGUUUUCAUUUGACAGUAAGAGAGAGGCAGCGUGUAGAGAUUUGUAGCUAGAGGGAGAAGAAAAGAGUGUGAAAGAGUGAUGCAUGGAAAGGUGCUGAGAUUAGAGAGGACUUUCCUGCAGGAAAGGUCAAGCAGUUUGGUUUAUUUUUUGAAGGAAUAGUGAUGUAGGAUAGUGAGAGUAAAGAAAGUGAGUAGAAGGAGUAGAUGGAAAGUUUUUGUUGAAUACCAAAGAUGUGAUGAAGCUUUGACAUGAUUCAGAGGAAUGGAUAGGUCAGGGACUAAUGAGAGUCUUUUGGAUUUUUUUUUUUACUAGGGAAUCCCCACUGGUGAGUGAAAUCAUCCCCACAUUGGCUUUACUUCACGUUUGUUUUCUUUUUCUUUUUGAAUUUUCAUUCGAGGGGCUGGAGGCUGUUGAUGCAGCUUGGCUCGAGGGUCAGUCAGCGUGUGACCUGCGGGCUCUGCGUGGCCUUAGAAAGCGUGUUCAGCAGCAGUGAAACGAGGGAGAACGGUGACUGACAUCAUCCAAAACAUCAAAUGAUGUGGAUGGAAAACCACGCAGUAGAUGACCCCAAGGAAACCGAUCACAUGUCGAAUGUUUUCCUCCCGUGUGAAGGAAAGGUCCUGGGUAUGGAUUCAAAUGAAAGACCCGUUGCGUAUUAUAUUGCAUUUUAUUGCCUUUUGUAUUGCAUUUUAUUGUCAACUGGAUUUACAGUGAGAAAAUUAUACUAUGUUAGUAUUUUGUUUUAUUAUGCUUCUGUUUUUGAUUUUCCAAAAUAUAAGAAACUUUAUAUUGCUUUAUGUUAUGGCAGAAAAUACUUCCUUCCUCGAAGUAUUAGAAAUUCUCUCCAGAAACAAACUAAUCUGGCCUCAAAUUGGUGCAGUCUAAGUUUUCCCCUGUUUUCAUACACCUGUGAGGGAGCAAAGCCCAAUAACAGCCUCCAAAUGGCAAGAGCCAGCGCUUAGAAAUUAAUUGGAACAGGGCAAAAAAUGCAAAAAUAUGUACUAAUAUGUCAAAAGCUGGCCCAGAGGAAAUUGCAUUUCCACCUCUACCAAAGCAGGAGAGGUUCAAAAUGCUGGAACAACAACCGGAGAAAAAGGAAAAUAAAGCAAUGGAAAGAAUCUGAUGAUGAAACUUUAACUCUGCCAAACUGGAAUAAGUGGUGCAUAUCUGUUAGUUAGCAGAAAGUCUAAUCAUAGGAAAACUUGACUGGAUAUUGUUAUGACAAUAAUAAUAAAUUAGUAUUAUUAUGUUAUUUAAGUAUUAUUUUUUGGUUAGGGCUCAUUACUAUUGUUGGCUACAGCCACAGUUCGGUUUUGUUUUGUUCUUUUAUCUGUUGGUGAUCCUGGACUGCCAAGGUAGAUUAAGUUGCGUGCCUUUGGUAUCUUUUAUGAACCUUUUUUUUUUUUUUUUUUUUGGAUAAUGAAAAUUAUUAUCAAUGUGUUUUUUUAUACUUGUAUUUAUUGGUGAUCAAGCCAUUUAAUUUGUUGUCAAAAUGCUCCCUGUUCAUGCCUUGGCCUGCUUCGGACUGUGCGUUAUGUUCAGGACGUACUGCACACAAAGACAUAAUUUGUUUGUUCAAAAUAGAGUGGCAUCAUCUCAUUGUGAAGGCAUUGGCCAAGUGCAUGUUUUUAAAAGUAAAGAGUCAAUAAGUGUUCCUCAAAUCCCGUAAAAUGUCUUAAUUCAUCCAUUCGGGUGUAUUUCUACUCAACACAAAGCCUCUGUAGUACUGUAUCAACUCAAAUAAAUGGAUCUUG
Molecule: messenger RNA, 6315 nt
Organism: Chelmon rostratus (copperband butterflyfish)
Lineage: Eukaryota; Metazoa; Chordata; Actinopteri; Chaetodontiformes; Chaetodontidae
Gene: nuak1b
Product: NUAK family, SNF1-like kinase, 1b
Exons: 7
Coding region: 891-2876 (661 amino acids)
Biological process (GO): intracellular signal transduction; protein phosphorylation; microtubule cytoskeleton organization
Cellular component (GO): cytoplasm
Molecular function (GO): ATP binding; protein serine/threonine kinase activity; tau-protein kinase activity
Source: RefSeq, a predicted model, not a curated record